AUGGACAAGAUACUUGGUAAAACUGAUAUGAAUGAGAUCAAGCGUGAGUCGAAGAGUUUUGAAGGUGUUCAACAAGGUGUUUUAAUAGCUCUUUUGAAUUCGAUAGGGUUUUCCUUUGAAUUUCGUCGUCCGGAAAGGUAUGCCCUUAAGACAGUCCAAUACCUUAUAAUCAACGAUGUUUAUUAUGAAGGAAAGAAGUUAGACUUUGGGCGAGUUAUUAAUGAUUACUGUGAGAAGCAGUUUAAGACUGAAGUUAAGAAAGAGAUGUCGAUCAAUCAAGUGAAGACUGUGAAACGAAGAAAAGACUUGAAUAGAGCGGCAUUAACAUUUAAUUGGUUAGUCGAUUAUGCCGAACAAAACGGGUUUAUAGUCCAUAAGAGGUCAACUAAAUCUUCAAAGAAAACAUUACAAAUGGAAAAAAUCAAUGAGAUAUCAGCUGGUGGGUUUAUUAUCGUCUCUCAGUCACAAAUGAAUCAAAUAGGUAAGCAAAUGAAUCAAUAUAUAGUCUCACAAUUCGUCAAAGAAAUGAAGUCGUCCACUUUACAACCAUAUCAUCCAUUCUCUACUUCUUUGAUGCAAACUAAUAAAAACCAACUUCAAAUAGUCCAAGCAAUAAAUCAAAUCAAUUCACAAGUAUCAUCGACAACUUCAAUCGCUUCGAUUAUUUCAAAUUCGAAUUACUCAAAUGCGUCAAAUAAUUCUCACCUUUCUAUUGGACAAAAUACAUCAUCAGUCGAGAGUCAAGACGUCUAUGAAACAAUAGAACUCCCUCAGUAUAGGCUUCAAUUUGCUCCAAUAGGACCAUAUGUCCCUUAUUCUUAUGUUUAUUAA
This is a messenger RNA of Entamoeba invadens IP1, 831 nucleotides long. RefSeq lists its product as hypothetical. Bases 1 to 831 code for a protein of 276 amino acids. The record is from RefSeq and is a predicted model, not a curated record. Lineage: Eukaryota; Evosea; Mastigamoebida; Endamoebidae. The transcript has a single exon.